Messenger RNA from Python bivittatus (Burmese python), 1787 nucleotides. RefSeq names its product RAB3C, member RAS oncogene family (gene RAB3C). The record is from RefSeq and is a predicted model, not a curated record. NCBI's taxonomy places the organism in Eukaryota, Metazoa, Chordata, Lepidosauria, Squamata, Pythonidae. Gene Ontology annotation, molecular function: GTP binding; GTPase activity.
GGCUGUGGCUUGACUUGCUGGUUGGAUCCAGCGGUAGUAAAUUCGGAGGUGGAAGGAACCAUAGGGGGAGAGAGAGGAAGACAAGUCGUGUGGUUGACAAUGAGGCACGAAGCUCCUAUGCAGAUGGCAUCUGCACAAGACACCCGAUAUGGCCAAAAGGAUACGUCGGAUCAGAACUUUGAUUAUAUGUUCAAACUGCUCAUCAUUGGUAACAGCAGCGUUGGGAAAACUUCAUUCUUGUUCCGUUAUGCUGACGAUUCUUUUACUUCAGCUUUUGUAAGCACAGUUGGGAUCGAUUUCAAAGUGAAAACAGUUUUCAAAAAUGAAAAAAGAAUUAAGCUACAGAUUUGGGACACAGCAGGUCAAGAGAGAUACAGGACAAUUACCACAGCCUACUAUCGGGGUGCUAUGGGCUUCAUUUUAAUGUAUGACAUCACCAACGAAGAAUCUUUCAAUGCUGUACAAGACUGGUCAACCCAAAUAAAAACUUACUCUUGGGACAAUGCCCAGGUUAUUUUGGUCGGCAAUAAAUGUGACAUGGAAGAAGAACGUGUAAUCUCUGCUGACAGAGGCAAACAUUUAGCAGAGCAACUUGGUUUUGAGUUCUUUGAGACAAGUGCCAAGGACAACAUCAACGUCAAGCAGACUUUUGAACGGCUUGUGGAUAUCAUCUGCGACAAAAUGUCUGAAAGUCUGGAGACAGAUCCUGCUAUUGCUGCUGGUAAACAGAACACAAGACUAAAGGACACCCCUCCACCACAGCAACCCAACUGUGGCUGUUAAUAACAUCAUUGUCAACCAAGGCAAUUUCAGUGUGUUCUUUGGCCAAUAGAGUAUUUACAUAGGUCUAUAUGCCUUUAUUUUUAACGUCUUACUGGUUCAUUUCAGGGGAGUAUAUCUCUUCUUUAAUGUCCACUGCUGGUAAAAGAUGUAUUCAGAGUUACAAAUGUGUAAAGAAAGGACACUCCAGUUUCUCUGCAUUUGGCCUCAACACCUAGGUGAUCUUUCCCUUUCUUCCUUCUAAAUCCAUCGCUGCUUCAGCUGGUGCUGUGACCUCAGUCACAAAUUCUCUCUGGUUUUUACUCUUCCAUCAUCCAUUUUUAGUUAUUGCUAUUUAUUCUAGGGCAAUGACCCAGUAGUUCAGAAAUACAACUCCUAUUACUCAGCAUUCUGAAUCAAUGUAAAAACUGCUGGAAAGUAGCAAUGUGAUUCUGCACGUGCAGCUAGAUAACUACCAUCUAGAUAACCAUCUAGAUAACUUGCCAGAAGCUGAGUUCUCAAAAAUGGCUCAAUGUGGCAGGUGACUGGGCACUUUUAGAGAAACAUAUUGUCUCCCCAGAUAAUUACUCCCCAGCCAGGCUCUCAUUUUCAUUAUAAAUGAGGUCUCCUAUUCAGAGCCAACGUACAUAAUUUCAGAAAUAAGCUUUGUAGAAUCUUGUUGCCUGUCCACUUCUAAUAGGAUGUUUUUAUCAUCGAAACUGAUUAUUUGGCAAGGUCCCAUCUAUCAUUUAGACCAGAAUUUCUGCAUACAGUCCUUCCAAAGCCUUAGAUGCAACUCCCACAGUCCUUCCAAACAUUUCCACCAUAUUGUGAUUCUUAAUGUGACUGAAUGAGAAAAUUAUUAAAUACUGUACACCUAGGGUAAUUACAUUGCUUGCAUAUCAUUUUAUUACACUUCAGUUAAAAUUAAAUUAAAUGUAAUUUUUGCUCUAACUGCCCAUUUCUUUGCUCUGGUCCACCAAUUCAUUGUAGUGCACCACAGAAUCCCAGGUAAAGUGGACUCUUAG